CGGACCAGCAGCAGGCUAGGGUGUGUGUGUGUUAUGUGUGCCGUGGUCUCAGCCCUGGAGGAUCGACAAUAGGGUGAAAAGAUACUAAACCCCGGACUAAACACGGACCAAGGGGGGGAAAUAACCCAACACAAGCGCUGCGCGGAGAAAGGAAACCCGUACAUCCAUGAUAGGAAUGUAAUUGCGUGCAUCUUAAUCCGCGUUUUGUCCACAUUAAUGGGUGUGUGAGGAAGAGGAUUAUCAGGGCAGAAGGCAGAAGGCACUCGUGGGUUCGGCUGCUCCAAGGCCCCGCGUCCCUCCGCUGAUCGAGCCGCGGGUUGGAAGAGGAAAAGGGGCUAAAUAGGGGCUAUCUGCAGCCUGGCUGGACACCCCACGCGCACAAAGGAGAACUCCUUUCACCUCCGUCUCCCGUCGCGAAACACAGAGGAUCAAGGGCUAUGUCCUCUGCAGCAACUACAUCUCCAUCUGUGGACAAAGUGGACGGAUUUUCCCGGAAGUCUGUCAGGAAGGCCAAGCAGAAGCGAUCCCAGAGCUCGUCCCAGUUCCGCUCGCAGGGCAAGCCCAUUGAGCUCACCCCACUGCCCCUGCUCACGGACGUGCCGGCGCCCGAGCAGCCGGAGCUGUUCCUGAAGAAGCUGCAGCAGUGCUGCACGGUGUUUGACUUUAUGGACACGCUGUCCGACCUCAAGAUGAAGGAGUACAAGCGCUCCACGCUCAACGAGCUGGUGGACUACGUCACCGUCAGCCGCGGCUAUCUGACGGAGCAGGCCUACCCCGACGUCGUCAAAAUGGUGUCUUACAACAUAUUCCGGACGCUUCCGCCCAGCGACAGUAACGAAUUUGACCCGGAGGAGGACGAACCCACGCUGGAGGCCUCCUGGCCACACCUACAGUUGGUGUACGAGUUCUUCAUCCGGUUUCUGGAGAGUCAGGAGUUCCAGCCCAGCAUUGCCAAAAAGUACAUCGACCAGAAGUUCGUGCUACAGCUCCUGGAGCUCUUCGACAGCGAGGACCCCAGGGAGAGGGACUACCUGAAGACGGUCCUGCACAGAAUCUACGGGAAGUUCCUCGGCCUGCGAGCUUUUAUACGAAAACAGAUCAACAAUAUUUUUCUACGUUUUGUUUAUGAGACGGAGCAUUUCAACGGAGUGGCUGAACUUCUGGAGAUCUUGGGAAGUAUAAUCAAUGGCUUCGCUCUGCCUCUGAAAGCGGAACAUAAACAGUUUCUGGUCAAAGUGUUGAUCCCCCUGCACACGGUGCGGAGCCUGUCGCUGUUCCACGCACAGCUCGCCUACUGCAUUGUACAGUUCCUAGAGAAGGACCCCGCACUAACAGAACCAGUCAUCAGGGGCUUGCUGAAGUUCUGGCCAAAAACCUGCAGUCAAAAAGAGGUCAUGUUCCUGGGGGAGCUGGAGGAGAUCCUGGACGUCAUCGAGCCAACACAGUUCGUUAAGAUCCAGGAGCCACUCUUCAAACAGAUCUCCAGAUGCGUGUCCAGCCCGCACUUCCAGGUGGCCGAACGGGCGCUCUACUACUGGAACAACGAGUACAUCAUGAGUCUGAUCGAGGAGAACUCCAGCGUCAUCCUGCCCAUCAUGUUCGCCAGCCUGUACAGGAUCUCCAAAGAACACUGGAACCCGGCGAUCGUAGCGCUGGUGUACAACGUUCUGAAGGCUUUCAUGGAGAUGAACAGCACCUUGUUCGACGAACUCACGGCCACCUACAAGUCGGACCGCCAGCGGGAGAAGAAGAAGGAGAAGGAGCGGGAGGACCUGUGGAAGAAGCUCGAGGACUUGGAGCUGAAGCGGGGCCUGAGGAACGACGGGAUCAUCCCCACUUAACGAAGCCUGCGCCUCCCCCCCUCCUCCUCCCUUUAUCUGCCUCCUGACCUCUCAGACCCCCCUACCCCCCUUCAAACCCCUCCCCUCCUCCCUGUUCACAGAUGCCACAGAUGUCUGGCCCCCCCCCCACCACCACCACCACCUCGGAGCCCCGCCCACCCACUGAAAGACCGCCUCCUCGGGAGCGACUUCGAGCUCCCCUAUUGGUUGUCCUUUCUGUUAAUCUAGUCCUUUUCCUUUUUUUUUCGUUUUUUUUUUUUUUUUUAACAAUUAAAUCUUUUUCUCUUCUGUAUCCGUGCGACUUACUUUACGGUAGAUAUACCACACUUGUUUUCAUGAUUUCAUCAGCACUGUAAAUAACUUUGUUUGUUCUUUUUGUUUUUUCCCCUUUAAAACUGAUAUUAUUGCGAAUGAAAAAAAAAACAAUAAUAAUAAUAAAAAGGAAGAAAAAAACGAGAAAAUGAGAAAAUGACUUGAGGUGGGAACUGGGGGGACAGACAUCUGGACCUUUUUAGGGGGUCCCCACAAACUGUUUCUUCACAAACACAGCCCUAAAGGAGAAGAUAGUGUAACGAUCUGUCCAGGACAGCCCUGUUGUUGACUGUUUCUGUCUCCAUCUUCCUCUGCUUUCCUCCUGCUUUCUCUGCCCUCCAUCUUGUCCACCUGUAAAUUCUGCCCCCUCCCCUCCCCGGGACGUACUGACUGUAUGCUACAGCCCCGCCCCCUUUUCAGAGGAAGUGUUUAUGGAAGUAAAGGAACACCCGCCCCCUUCCUUCCUCCACAAGGACCGCCCCCCUGUCCUUCUGUCCCACUCUGGAACCAGUCCCGUCUCGGACUGGGAGGAACCGGUGAAACAGAAAUCCUUCUUCUCUCUUGAAACUAUUUUCCAGUUCUUCUCCUCCUUCCUUCCUCUACGAGACUCUUAACUUCCUGUCUGCACAGGAAGUCGGAGGGGGGGGGGAAAGUUAUUAAAAAACAAAACCGUGGCACCAAAACGUUACCGGGGCGACGAGGCUGCUGGAUUCAGGCGGGAGGGGAUUCUCUAGCGAACGCCAUCGCUAGGGUCGAAAUCGGUUGGUUGGUCACAUGACCUGGCCUGCUUACCUGCUAGUGUAACAUGUGCGUUUUCGGGCUAGCGGUGUCGCUGUAUUGCGGGCCAGAGGACGUAUGUUUUGUGUCCGUUUCGCUCGAUCCACCGCCUCUCCUUCCGUUAGAAUUCCUUCGCCCGGCCGUGCGCGUUGAGCUCUCGUUUCCAAGGAGAUGGAUUCCAGGUUCUCUUUUCCUUUUUUUUUCUCGAGUUCUCCGUUACUUUGUUUGGUUUCUUUUUUUUUAAUUUACUUCUCUGGACAUUUUUUGAUCCUGGGUCACCAACCGUACCAGGUAACGCUGGUAUCAGUCUGGCACUGGUAUCCAACGACCAUAUUUGAAAAACAAUAUCAUACACAGAAAAAAAAGACCUGAUGUUUUGCUCACAAGAGCGUUAAAAAAAACGUUGUGCCCGUUGUGACCCGCGGCGGUCCUGCGUGCCGCCACCGGGGGGCGCUGUGGCUUCAGUGUUACCAACACGAAGGGACGUCAAAAAAAGCAAGCCUGUAUAUUGUUAUUGAAUGCAGUACAACGCUACUCUUGUAUCUCGUAGUAAUUUAGCCUAUAUUUUUGCUUAGGAUUCUGUGGAGAGGAUUAUCCAGUAUAUAAAGAGGUAUUAUGGAGCAAUUCUUCCUGGUAUUUAUGAUAGUGUCCUCCCCUUUUUCAGUUCUUUCUGUCGCUUUAACUCCCACCUUAACCUUCCUCUCGGUUCUUAUCUUUGUUUUGGAAAUUUUGAAGUUUCUUUUCACCAUUGGACUUGAUUAAUUUUAUAGUAGGGGUAGGGCCGGGCUUCUCCUGGGUUGGGUUGGGGCGCUGGGGAUAGCGGGAAGGGGCCAAGGGGCGGAGGACUUUUCCCUGUCCCGAUUUUGACCGUUAACGUUUUUUUCGAGCGUUGUUGAAAACCCUUCCUCACGAAUUAAUGUGUGCUUUAGAAUGGCCCAGAUGUAAUAUGAUUUAAAAAAAAAAAAA
Gadus morhua (Atlantic cod) is the source of this 3896-nucleotide messenger RNA. RefSeq names its product protein phosphatase 2, regulatory subunit B', epsilon isoform b (gene ppp2r5eb). The transcript has 14 exons. The record is from RefSeq and is a predicted model, not a curated record. Lineage: Eukaryota; Metazoa; Chordata; Actinopteri; Gadiformes; Gadidae. Gene Ontology annotation, cellular component: nucleus; cytosol; protein phosphatase type 2A complex. Bases 438 to 1841 code for a protein of 467 amino acids. Gene Ontology annotation, molecular function: protein phosphatase activator activity. Gene Ontology annotation, biological process: protein dephosphorylation; signal transduction.